AUGCCGAACGUCGGGCUAAAGACAAAAACCAAGCGGACGGCCGCUCGGUCUCCGUUCGAGGCCACAACCAUGCAUCCCCGUCCCGCCGAUGAAGAUAUUGAGAUGGACGACGAAACAAGCUCAGAUGAGGACGAUGUUCUUGAGAAGGAUGAGGCUGAGGAGAAGCUGGAGCGUCUUCUUUUUGGUGAUGAUGAGGGCUUCAUGAAUGCAUUGAGAAACCAGCAGGAGCGAGCCAAUGCUAUGCAGCUCGCCUUACACAGCGAUGCGGAGAACGGAAGCGCUGAGGAGGAGGACGACGAUGAAGAUGGUGGCAUGGGUUCCAUGGCUGAUGAAGACCUCUUUUUCCUCGACUCAGGCGCACCGGCUUCCACAGAUAUCAUCCCCUCCCCAGAGACCCCGUCUGACGAAGAAGACGACCGAGAGGCCUUGCCCGCCAUCUGGCAUGACAGCGAUGAUGAGCGCCUUGCAGUCUCGCUCGCUGGCCAAGCCAAGCUGCGCAAACUGCGCAACACAGAGUCAGAAGAUAUCGUCAGCGGCACAGAAUAUGUUCGGCGACUUCGCCGGCAGUUCCAGCGCCUACACCCAACUCCCGAGUGGGCGAAUCCGGAGGUUGCGAAGCGCCGCAAGACCAAUUCCGAUGACUCGGAUGCGGACAGCGAUGAGGUCAUGGAUUCAGACGACGAGAAUGAGCAAUUGUCCAUGCAGCCUUUAGCAAAGCUGCUUCAGAAUACUACCGACUUGACCCGCGUUGAAGACAAUACUCAACCAGGCAAGAAGCGCAAGCUGCGUCAGGAGGUGCUCGACAUUGCGCGGUUGAAGGAUGUCGGAAAGGACCAACCGUCCUCUGUUGACUCUCUCAUGUUCCACCCUCACUACCCACUUCUGCUCUCCUCAGGGCCCGCCUCAACCCUCUUCAUGCAUCACAUCUCUCCCUCCGCCCCAGCCCCGAACCCCCUCUUGACCUCUCUGCACAUCAAGCGCACCCCCAUCCACACAUCCGCCUUUGCCCCGCCAACAGGGAACAAGAUUUUUGCUGCUGGUCGCCGGCGUUACUUCCACAUCUGGGAUCUGGAUACCGGCAAGGUGGAUAAGGUCAAUGGCACCGCAGACCGCAAGGAAGAGCAGAAAACCAUGGAGCGCUUCAAGCUCUCCCCUUGCGGCCGAUACGUUGGCCUUGUAGGCACCGCACGGAAGGGCGGCGGCCUGAUCAACGUGUUGGAUGCCGGCACCGCGCAGUGGAUCGCACAGGUGCGCGUUGACGGUCGCGGUGGCGUCGCUGACUUCGCCUGGUGGUCUGACGGCCAGGGAAUGACGGUUGCCAGCAAAAAUGGCGAGGUCUCUGAGUGGGAUGGCAAGCAGCGCCGCAUCAUUGCGCGCUGGCUCGACGCAGGCGCUGUCGGCACGACCGUCCUCAGCCUCGGCGGCCGCUCCGGCCGCACCCAGCUUGGUGGCGACCGCUGGGUCGCAAUUGGCAGUUCCAGCGGUAUCGUCAAUAUCUACGACCGCCGUGAAUGGGCGGCAGCCUCGGUGGAUAAGUCUACUGCCGAUAAGAAUGGCGUCCAGGCUGGAAUCCCUCGAAGCCCGACCCCAACCCGCGUGCUGGACCAGCUCACUACCCCAACCAGUCAUCUGGUCUUUGCGCCGGACGGACAGAUGCUGGUUAUGGCGAGCCGAUGGAAGCGCGAUGCCUUGCGAAUCGUUCACCUCCCGUCCUGCACUGUCUACCGUAACUGGCCUACCUCGAACACUCCACUAGGACGCAUCACAUCCGUGGCUAUCUCGCCUAACUCUGAGCAGUUGGCUGUGGCCAAUGAACAGGGCCGUAUUCGCCUGUUCGAGAUCCGUGGAUAG
Messenger RNA from Penicillium macrosclerotiorum, 1851 nucleotides. Its product is annotated as WD40 repeat domain-containing protein. The record is from RefSeq and is a predicted model, not a curated record. Bases 1 to 1851 code for a protein of 616 amino acids. The transcript is spliced from 4 exons. Gene Ontology annotation, molecular function: protein binding. NCBI's taxonomy places the organism in Eukaryota, Fungi, Ascomycota, Eurotiomycetes, Eurotiales, Aspergillaceae. Gene Ontology annotation, cellular component: small-subunit processome; Pwp2p-containing subcomplex of 90S preribosome. Gene Ontology annotation, biological process: rRNA processing.